Messenger RNA from Fusarium redolens, 408 nucleotides. RefSeq lists its product as uncharacterized. The coding region runs from base 1 to 408 and encodes 135 amino acids. The record is from RefSeq and is a predicted model, not a curated record. NCBI's taxonomy places the organism in Eukaryota, Fungi, Ascomycota, Sordariomycetes, Hypocreales, Nectriaceae. The transcript has a single exon.
AUGAUUUUGGCUGAGUUAUCCCAAUCAUCAUCAAUCAGCGAAGGCGAUAUCCACGUCGAGAUCACCGCUCCGGAACAUGAGCAGACAAUGUAUUAUGCUGCGCCCAAGGACCCCUCUCUUAGUAGAACCUGGGACUUUGUUCGUCCUACAGUCCACGACUGCCUCCAGUCAUUUCAAGCAACUAGAGGUCGCAUGACGACUACCAUUACUCUCUUCCGGUACGGAGUGCUUCCAGAUCUCCGAGACAACCCUCUUACAAUUUAUAUCUCGGUAGACUUUGGUCCGGACGAGACGCGUUGGUAUGAGGUCAUUUCUGAUAUCAAGAACAUGCUUCAAGGCGUAGCGGGAUGGAAUCAGGUGCAGGUCCAUAUGGAGAAUAACGAAGGAAUGCAAUCCUCUUUCGACUAA